This is a messenger RNA of Pyricularia grisea, 842 nucleotides long. RefSeq lists its product as uncharacterized. Lineage: Eukaryota; Fungi; Ascomycota; Sordariomycetes; Magnaporthales; Pyriculariaceae. The transcript is spliced from 5 exons. The record is from RefSeq and is a predicted model, not a curated record. Bases 107 to 610 code for a protein of 167 amino acids.
UAGCACCAGCAUAUCAAAAACCUCUGAUAACCUGUCACUCUCAAUCCUCGUCCAAGAUAAGGUCCAUUGUGCUGGAGGUGCUAUCGGCUCUUCGAUCUCAUUAAUCAUGCAUUUCCACCCCAUCCUCGCCACUGCCCUGAGCGUUGUCGCCCCAGCCCUAGCUGUGCCGAUCUUGUCCGAGGUGCUCACGGGCGCUAACAGUGGCGCUAUGCUAGCCAAGCGCGAUACUUGUGCAAACUAUCGCUUUAUGUCUCUCGGCCAACUCGAUGUCGAGAACGAUGUCCUUUGGGCCAUGUCCAUCAACUACAGCUACGAUGGGAUCAACUGGACAAGGAUCAACCCGGGCGACGACAUUCUCGUCGGCGGGUCGCGCACCUUCACGCGCGGCGACCAACUCAAGCUGGUCCAGCGCGAUAGAAAUUUCUACAUCAACAUGUGCAACGUUCUUACCGGGAGCUGUGUAGUCUCCCCCGGUGUCUUUCAAAUCCCCAGCGCUGGCAAGCAGCAGUGGGUGGCCAGCAUCCUCGUCAAGAGCGUAUGGGAUGGAGGCAUUCAAACGCAGCCAUUCUGUGAGGUGGGAGCCCAACUCCCAGACGCUACCAACCCUUGAAAGAGAAUGGGCUUACGAUUUGGGCCGAUUUGGAUUCUUAAUUCGGUUAGCAGCAUGGUUGAUGGCUAGAACAGAUUGCUCCUUAUGCCUUGGUCCAUGUUCUGUCAACUAUUUUGGCCGAUUUUCCACGCGUCUUGUGAUUUAGUACUCAAUGUUGGUGGACAUACGUAUGCCCAUUAAGAGCCUUUGCAUCUCUUUCCUGAUCGGAGUUAGUUCCGUUAUCAAUAAAUUG